GGGAGGUCACUGUAUUGACCUCUUACCUCUUAAUUACUGUAUACCCUGACCUGCGCAUCUGCAGCUCUUCAGCGACUUCUUCGUCGGCAGGAGUUGCACCUCGAGACGCUUCAAUUUGACUAGGUGCCUGAUAUAAACCGGGCCGCGGACAUAAUUGACCAUAUCCACCAAUGGCAAAGAAAAAAUCCAAGACGGCAGUUGCCGAUGCGCCGAAAAUCGCGAAGACAGCCUUGAAGAAGACGAGCGAGGGGAAAUCGGCGAAGCUGACCCCUCAAGCUAAAGCAAAGCAGGACUCCGCGGGGGCCGCGCCAAAGGCAGCGCCGAAAGGGAAGCAGGUGGCGACCACGGGAGGUGCUGGUGGCAAGGCGGAGGAGAAGGCCGCAGGGGGCGGGAAGAAGGCUGCGGAGAUUGAUGACAUCUUCUCGGCCGGCAAGAAGAAGGCCGCGGAGAACGCAAAGGAGAAGGAGAAGCGCGCGGCGGAGCAGGCAGAGCAGGAGCCUGCUGCCAAGGUGCCCAAGGUGGCAGGGAAUAAAGACGACAUCUUUGGCGAGCAGACCGGCAAGGGGCGCAAGCGCACGGAGGAGGGGUUCGCCAUCUACACCGAGGACGAGCUAGGGCUGGGGCGCAAGGGCGGAGACACGGACUUAUGCCCCUUCGACUGCGAGUGCUGCUUCUGAGGAGUCAGGGCUCUUGAGAUCUUGGGGUAUGGGUGUGGGAGCUCUGGGUUCUGGGCUCUGGGUGUGGGAAUUGUGGGCGUGAACGGGCGUGGGAGCUGUGGGCAGAGUGUGGAGAGGAGCGGGCCAUGGGUGGGGGGCCGCGCAGUGCCAAGCCAAAUGGCCAUUGCAUACUGUAAUCAUGUUGAUCUUGCUUGGAUGGGGGCGUACUGCUGUGUACACGUGCUCAUGAGCUGUGCUCACAGUCUAGCGGGUGCUGGUGCUGCUGACCGGUGCUGGCGCUGUAUGUGACUUUAGCAACAUUACGGGCCAAUGUCGUCUUGCAUUUGCAUUCACACUAGCACGCAUUCUCUGUCAUGCCGAUGGCGAUGCGGUUUGACCGUUCAAGGGAUAAGGCGCGUGACCUGGCGUGACGCGUGGCGGCGCCUGGCUACAGGGAAUCAAUCGGGCCUGGGUGUGGACACGCUGCUGGCAAGGCUGCUGGGUAAGGCGCAGUGGGCGUAAGCUGCUAAUGGCUGUCCGCUGACUGAUGGCUGACGCGCGCUGGUGCUGCUAGGGCAAUGACGUAGACCGCACCAGUGGCUGAGGCUAUGCGACUAAUGCGAGCAUGCGGAGGAGGAAGGCGCAGCGGAUUGGGGAAUGCGACUCGUGCCGCCUUGCGCCUGCUGCCCUGGCCUGCAAGGGCGGACGCGGACAACCGCGCGCAGGCUGCCAGACCGACGCGCUCCAGCAGGGGCAUGACCCGAUUCUGUAACGCCACUCAAGG
Messenger RNA from Chlamydomonas reinhardtii, 1440 nucleotides. RefSeq lists its product as uncharacterized. Bases 171 to 677 code for a protein of 168 amino acids. NCBI's taxonomy places the organism in Eukaryota, Viridiplantae, Chlorophyta, Chlorophyceae, Chlamydomonadales, Chlamydomonadaceae. The record is from RefSeq and is a predicted model, not a curated record. The transcript is spliced from 3 exons.